AUGUGUCCGGGGAUGAACAGAGCGACUGAGGGGGGCUGCUCCACAGCCGCCGAGGGCGCCCUGCGAACCGGGACUCUGCAUACGGUGAGGGUGGGGGUGAGAGAGGUCAGGAGAGGGCGGGCCAGGAACGGCCGCGGCGACAACCCGGUGCCCCGGCCUGACCCCAACCCUAUGCAGCCCAGCGCAGGGCCGAGGGCGCCGAGGCCGAUGGCAUCCACAGCUCGGCUGACCCAGCCCGUGGACAGCGCUCUCUGCCCGGCCGCGCGCCUCGCUCCUCGGCCUCCGGUCCCGCGUGGACGGGACCCCACACCUGGGCCCCCGCGGGCCCAGCUGAGGGGUGUUUGGCCCCGUUCUCGCCCGGAGGCCCGCCCUGAAGGCCAGCCGUUAGCCUCGGGGCCCCAGGCGGGAGCUAUGGGCGGAAGCUCUCCGCGGGGGACCCCGGAGCGGCGGCCCCCGCAGCCCCCACCUAGGCGCCCUAAUUUGCGAGCCGGUUGCAGAGCCCUUCCUCCGGCCGCCCGCUCGCCCAUGUGUCUCACCGGGUCCCGGCCUGGGCCGCGGGGCGGGGGUCGGUCUCCGGGGGCUACCUCGAGUGCGAGGUGGCGCGGGUUCAAGCUGCCGCCGCUUGUCUGUACUCCCCGAGCGGCCGCCGCCGCCACCGCCUUAUCGCAGCACCGCCCCCGCCGGACCCCGCCUCGCGCCCGCCCAUUGGCUCCGCCGCGCCCGGCGCCGCCGCCGACCCCCUCUGCGCUUUGUCUUUCCCUCGCUCGCCGUCCCCGCCUUUGUCUGCCCCCCGCCCCAACGCCGCGCUCCCGGCGCUACGCACCUCCCCUCGGGCCCCGCGUUCGCUGGCCUCGCGAAACCGGCCGCCCCGUCGGCCCGCUCCAGGAGGCGGGAAUAGGAGAUCUAAGGCCCUACGCUGCAUGCCUCGGGGCAGGGACGAGUUCAAAAUGA
This is a messenger RNA of Pteronotus mesoamericanus, 951 nucleotides long. Its product is annotated as proline-rich protein HaeIII subfamily 1-like. Bases 1 to 951 code for a protein of 316 amino acids. The transcript has a single exon. The record is from RefSeq and is a predicted model, not a curated record. Lineage: Eukaryota; Metazoa; Chordata; Mammalia; Chiroptera; Mormoopidae.